ACACACACACACACACACUCUCCGCGCUCGCAGCUAGAGCCGAGCCGAGGCAGGCGCGGGGAACAUGGCGUUGAGCCGGCCGGGGACCUUGCCGGGCUCCGGGGAGGCGCCCGGUUCUUUUUUCCCGGGGAAGCUGCUCCUCCUGGCCUCCGCUUGGCUCUUGCUCAGCCCCGGCUCUGCUUCGUUGGAGCGCCGGGGCCCCGUGGUGUUGGGCAUGAGGCUGGAGCGCACCGACCGGCCGCUGGGCGAACCGGUAGAGCCGGAGGAAGCCGGCGUGCUGCAAGUGCAAGAAGGCGCCGAGAUCUUGCUGCGCCUCUACGGGCUGGGUUUGAGCCCCCGCGCUUACCAGGCGGUCUACUUCGCCGAAGCCGGCCUUAACGCCACUCGGUCUCCCCGGGACCCCAACGCCACUUGCCCGGAGAAGAGCCAGGAUUUGGUGGUCCACGCCCACGCCGGCCCCAGCCGCCCCACUUCGGCCCUGGUCGGCGUCCGAGUCCAGCGGCUGCGCAAAGCCGAGCGCUCCAAGCUCUACGUCCUCUGCGCCCGGAGCGAUCCUAACCGGCCUUGGCUGCGCCUGGAAGGGGAGGAUGCCUUCCUGCGGGUGGUGGAGGAGAAGCAGCGUUUGCUCCCGCUCUGGCUCCAGAUCUUGCUCCUGGUGACCCUGUUGGUCCUCUCCGGCAUGUUCAGCGGGCUCAACUUGGGCUUGAUGGCGCUGGAUCCUAUGGAGCUGCGCAUCGUCCAGAACUGCGGCAGCGAGACGGAGAAGCGCUACGCCCGCAAGAUUGAGCCCAUCCGCCGCAAGGGCAACUACCUGCUCUGCUCCCUCCUGCUGGGCAACGUCUUGGUCAACACCACCCUCACCAUCCUCCUGGAUGACCUGAUAGGAUCCGGUUUGGUAGCCGUCAUCGCGUCCACCUCCGGUAUCGUCAUCUUCGGGGAGAUCGUGCCGCAAGCGCUCUGCUCCCGCCACGGUUUGGCCGUGGGAGCCAACACCAUCGUCUUGACCAAGAUCUUCAUGCUCUUGACCUUCCCCAUUUCCUACCCGGUCAGCAAGAUCCUAGACUUUAUGUUGGGUCAAGAAAUCGGCACCGUCUACAACCGGGAGAAGCUGGUGGAGAUGCUGAAGAUCACGGAACCGUACAACGAUCUGGUCAAGGAGGAGCUGAACAUGAUCCAGGGAGCCCUGGAGCUUCGGACCAAGACGGUGGAGGACGUCAUGACCCCAAUUCACGACUGCUUCAUGAUCAACAGUGACACUGUCUUGGAUUUCAACACCAUGUCGGAAAUCAUGGAAAGCGGCUACACCCGUAUCCCGGUCUUUGAAGAAGAGCGGUCCAACAUUGUGGAUAUCCUGUACAUCAAGGACUUGGCUUUUGUGGACCCCGAUGACUGCACCACCCUCAAGACGAUCACCAAGUUCUACAACCACCCUGUCCAUUUUGUCUUCCACGACACCAAGUUGGACGCCAUGCUGGAGGAAUUCAAAAAAGGUAAAUCACACCUGGCUAUUGUCCAGAAGGUGAACAACGAAGGUGAAGGGGACCCCUUCUAUGAAGUGUUGGGAUUGGUAACGCUGGAAGACGUCAUUGAGGAGAUCAUCAAAUCAGAAAUCCUGGAUGAAUCGGAUAUGUACACCGACAACCGCACUAAGAAGCGGGUGAGCCACAAGAAGGACAAGAAAGAUUUCUCCGCCUUCAAAGACAAUGACACGGAAUCCAAAGUGAAGAUCUCCCCGCAGCUGCUUCUGGCUGCUCAUCGCUUUCUCUCCACCGAGGUGACGCAGUUCACGCCUGCUUUCAUUUCGGAAAAGAUACUCUUGCGCCUUCUCAAGCAUCGGGAUGUCAUCAACGAACUGAAGUUCGACGAAGAGAACAAGAAGUGUCCCCGGCAUUUCCUCUUCAACCGGAACAAGCCCGCCGAUUUCUUCAUCCUCAUCCUUCAGGGCAAAGUGGAGGUAGAAGCUGGAAAAGAGAACAUGAAGUUUGAAACUGGGCCCUUCUCUUAUUACGGAGUGAUGGCUUUGAGUCCCAUUGUCACAACACCACCGGACAGAUCCCAGAACCAGUCGAUUAUACAGAGAGGAUCCUUGCAUUCCAAGCUGUCAGUUUCAGAAAUACGUUCUCCAUCUCAUAUGAGUAAUCUGAAUCGCUCAGCAUCUCUUUGCUACCACGAGCGCACCGAGUCGAUCUCAUCCAAUGUCAGUGGCAGCAACAACCAGGUUAAUGUCAUCGCGAGUUCCCAGAACCUGUCGGACUUCAGCGUCCGCGCUCUUACGGAUCUCCAGUAUGUCAAGAUCACGCGCCUCCAGUACCAAAACGGUCUCAUGGCCUCCCGCCUGGAGAGCUGCCCCCCAUCCCCCGACGGGAGCCCCCCCAAACAGGACCCCUCCUCGCCCGAAAAGGGGACCCCCCUCUCAACCAACGAGAUGAUUGGCCUCUUGAACGAAAGGAACUGCCAGCAUCAAAAGACGAACCACAACCCUUCCGACAACGUGGUCUGACCCCGGCAACGGGGCGGUUCGGCGCCCCCCCUCUCUGCCCCCCGCCCCCGGUCCAGCUGGCUUUCCUUUUUUUUUUUUUGUCCUUUCCAAAGACACGCAGAAGAUUCUGACCGUGCGUCUUAAUCAACCUCAGGUAGCAGCUUCCACCUGCGCUCUCUGGUACUGUUUCCGACUCGCCUGCUCUGCGUUCUGUUUUUAUUUUAUUUUUUUCUGCAGCCAGGUGACUUGGAGCCGAGCGGGGAAGCCAGCCUGCCAGCCAGCUUUUGGAAACCAAUUGUCCAGCCACCUAUUUCUAAGGGGGCAGCCCCUUUCCUGGGUCACCUGUCUGCAUCAAAGCGAGCUGGAUUAGCAGGAUGGGCAGAUCCUCCCCAUCUCUGUGCUGGUUUUUAACUCAACGGAGAAAGAAGGUGCAGCCGGGGGCGGCAGGGGGUACCUCGAAGAAGCUGCCUUUUUUUUUCCCCCAGAGCAUCCAGUUCCGGUUUCUUCCUUCCUCACCAGGGAAGGACGUCCUUCCAAAGCAGGAGGUGGUUCCAAAAGGCGCCACGGAGGAAAAAAAACAGGCUUACUGAGUUGCCAGCCACCCUGUUUUGAUAAGACAGACUUCGCUCUUCCCAUCUCAGGGAGUUCCGAGACUUUGUUAUUUGGGAUUAUCUAUUUUUCUCUUCCCCACCCCCCCAUCCCCUCUUUAAUCAAGCCAUCGGAGGUAUUUGAGAGCCAGGGAUAUGUGUCUGGCGAGGAGGAACCAGGCGGAGUUUCCCCGUGUUGGCAGAAUCUGUCCCUUCUCCUCCGUUUUUGGGAGAAGGUUGGUUUUCCUGAAUCAACCCAGGUUCUUCUUCCGGUCCGGCUUAGCUUUUUGGCCUCUGCUUCAAGGGACCCGAACCAAAUCGGCUGUGGGAUAAAGAAGAGGAGGAAGCCCAUUGAAAGUUGCGCCUGGUUGCAUUGCAGAUCAGUGCCUCCCUAACUAUUUCUUUAAGAAAAAAAAAAAAGCUGCUGCAAAUAGAAAACUUAACGUGGCGAGAUAAAUGUCGGGCAGAGGUACAGCUUUUUUCCUUCGAUGUACGUUCUUUCUACUUGCAGGGAGUUGUCUUACUUUGGGUUAAUCAUUCUCAUUUUGUUCUUCUUCUUUUUUUUUAACUUGGGGAAGAUUUAAACGAAUCCCCCUUCCGUUUUCCUGUCUCCAGAGGUACUGUUCGUUUUUGCCAACUCGAAACGGGGCUAUAGUUGUAUAUAGUCGGUCUCGGAUGUCCAGUUUCAAGGUACCCUCUGCAUUUGCAUGAGUUUCUGGCGCCAUCGGACUCGUGGGAUAAGUUUGCGGCGUUGUGGGGUUUGCAAAUUGAAGGCAAGAUUAAAAAUUGGAAGAUGGGAGUAACUGCAGCUGGGGGGGGGGGGAAGACCGCCGUUCCAGAUCUAAAUGUUCCAGACCAUCUUUUUGGAGAGGAUUCAAACACGUGGCUAUAAUUGUAGUAAUCAAUUCCAUUUUGUUAUAUAUUUAUAUUUUCCAACCUGACUUGGAGCCAACGUCCUCGGGCUGCCGAAUUGCUAUAGGACAACCGAGUGAAAUCAUUUGAUUAUUACAUUAUCCAAUGAUAAUGUCACCCUCUCGGUUUUUCUGCAGCUGUUUUUUUUUUUUUUUUUUGGUACAAUGAUUGUUUUCCACCGGUUAGAAUCCGAAUAGGAGCUCGGGUGGGUGGGGGCGCGUUCAUUUUCAGCGGCCAAAUAUCAUGCAAUCAUACCUUGACAUAUAAAAUCAUUGCAACCUAGGCCGGCGUGCGAUCUUGGGGGAACAACUUUGGAGGCAACUUCGAAAACAGCUUUUCGUAAACAAAGACGCCGAGCGCCAUCAGUGGAUCAAAGCCAGUAGGUCAUUUAAGGAUGUAUUCAUUGGAACAGGCGUUGCAUCCGGAAACCUCAGCGCAGCUGCAGUCGGUCCCCGUCCUGGCGGGUAUGAACCCUUGGGCCUUCAGCAGGUGUUGCAAACUUGAAAAGCAGAUGUUGAAUUGGCGAGUCAGCUCUUCAAGGCCGGAGAGCAGAUAUGAAUGUACGUGCGUUCAAUCCCUCCCCUCGUAAUCAGUCACCAUUCAGAAAGAUCUUUUCAAAUUUGCAAAGCCAUCCUGGAGAAACGGAACGGUUUGUGCAUUACGGUUGAACAUUUCCAUCUCUGUCUCUCUGCCGUCUUAAAUUCUCAUGCUUUCUCUGUUUUGUUUUGUUUUUUACGAAAGACAUCCCACUUUUCAUUUUUGCUUCCUCUGACCUUCUGGGGUUUUAAAUUCCUCCCCACACCCCCUUAUUGUCAAGGCCUCGGGCACAGCCUCUAUCCCAUUGGAGAACCUCCCCAGAUCUGUAAGGCUUCACUUCUUUUUUCCAUCCCUAGAUAAACGGGGCAUUAUGUGAAUUGUAAUGAAACACAUCUAGAGGGAAUUUGAUUCAAGAUGGCUGCCUACCAUACACUCCUUUUCUGAGUUGGAUGAGGUAUCCACUGACGUUAUGGAUACUUCUGUAUUAUUUUUGGGGGGUGACAAUAUAGAAGUGACUUCCCAUUGCAUUUUUCAAGAUUAUUUUUUUUUAAAAAAACUUGUCGGUCUAACUUGCAGCCUGGCAUUACCUUGUGGUGUCCUAUCCCAGCAUCACCAAGUUUGACCCUGUUUUAACUUGUUGAAAUCAAGCAAGGCUGGACAUGGAAAUCAUAAAUGUGUGUUGCUGGAUUAAAUGAUUUCUGUUUUGGCCCUCUUUCCCAGCUGAAUUCAAGUUUUCUGCUCAUCCUGCCCUACUCUUGGACGCCCUUGUCAUCUCAUGAAGAAACAAGCACACUAAUAAUACUACAAGAGUAAUAACGCUACAACGAUGCUAAUAGAUCCCAACUAUUACGUCGCCUGAGUCACCUAGCAACCUCUAGAUAAUUAAGAAUUUAAUUGGGAAACAAGAAAAUUAAAAUAACGAAGAACGUCGCGGCGCCUUGCUUAAAGAUUCAUGGCACUUUCUGCAUUUAUUGCAGAAGUGGGGAUUCUCCAGAGCCUCGACAAAUUCUGAGCACGGUUUGAUCACUCUUAAAAGGGAUUCAUCGAGCGGAGAGUUUUCCUACGUAAAGGGAAAAGUUUAAAAAUUAAUUAACGACAUCUUGCACAACAGAAGAGCAGCCAACAGAAUUGUGUGCUAUGGGGAAUACUCUAUCCAGCUUGACAUACCUCUCCUGCUCCGAGGUUGCCCGUCGCAUCUCUGUGCGAUUCCUACUUCAGGUGUUUCUCGUGCAGGAACUCGCGCAGAGAGACCGAGGAUGGGUUUUGCUCUCUCUCGCUUGUGUUCGUGGGUUUAUUUGGCGUGCCAGUUUUUAUUUCGUAACUCAGGAUCAUCAAGGUGCAGCUCUGCAUCCAUAGGGAGAGAUAACCUGCAAAUCGAUGCAAGUACAACAGGUAACCUCUUAUAGGCCCGGUGCAGCUCAGAAGCACCGAAAAAAGGCUUCCGUUUGCGAUGAACAAAAACCAGAAAUUUUUAAGCAUCCAGGGCUGCUGUGUGCAGGCCGACGUUGCAAAGAGGGAAAUUCUUGGGGGUUCUUUUUUGAGCUUUUUAAACUAAGUCUACUAUAUAGAGCUUAAAAUACUAUGCAUUUUAGCGAUGGCGGUUCAUGCUGCCCGUUUGCACAACUGCCAUUAAAAGAGAUUCCAGAGGAGAUUUGAAUUGGGGAGGGGGGGAGGAAACCCUUUUUUCUGGAAUCCCCCCCCCUCCCCAAAUCAUCUGGCAUUACAAUGUUGAGAAUUUCCAUCUCCGUUCUUGGAGAUGUGGAAAGUUCUCCUUUUAACCAGGCCACACAAUACCACAAUCGGGUGAGCUUCAGCCGGUUCAGACCGGUUCGGGAGAACCGGAUGCUAAUUUUACAUCUGGUUCGCCGAACCGGUAGUUGCAAGAACCAGCUGGUCCCACCCACCUUGCCCCUCCCAGGAGCCUCCACACGUCCCGAGGCUCUGGGAGGGUGAAAAAUGGGCCUUCUGGAAGUCCGGAAACGCACCCGUUUCCGGCCUCCAGAGCCUGGGGGAGGCCUUUCUCGCCCUCCUGCAGGCUCAAGCCUCCGGAGCCUGGGGAGGGCAAAAACGCAUUUCCGCUGUGGUGCAGGAGGCCGAGUUGGCCACUCCCCCACGGCCAUGCCCACCCAGCAACUGGGCAGAGAAUCUGUUGCUAACAUUUUUCAAUCCCACCCCUUGACCAUGAUGGGGAAACAAAAAGACUUAACAGCCUGAAGCUGCGUUCUUGGCAAUCUGAAGAUAAAAGCAAGAGAAUGUAAGCUUGAUGAUUUUGCUCCCGGCUGAAGUGUCCAUUGGAAGUAGAAUUUAUGAUCUAAUUAAAUGGUGCAGCUGGAGGAAGUACGGGUACUACUUCGUUAGCUUCGUUAGCAUGUGUCUGUCGCAAGGAAGCCCACUCUGCCCAAGUGCAUAAGGAAAGAAAAAACGAUAGAUGUCAGGCUUUAGCUACGUUGAGCCUCAGCUGUGGGAGUUUUACUCUUCAGUUUGGAGAAGCCAGACCGUAAAACCCAGUGGGUCUUCCAAGAUAAAAGCAUGAAUAAUUUGGAAGCUGCUUCUCGUCCUCCUAAAAUCGGCCAUUGGUUUAGGGCAGAAACAAACGGAUGCCUUUGGGUACCUUACAUUCAGGUGGAAAGUCAAGUUCAGAAUAUGUCCCAUUUUAGAUGGGGAACAUGAAGUGUGAGCAUGAUUCUAGUUUUCCACAAGCCGAACCUAAGGUCAGAAAUUCCACUCGGCAAAAUUAGUCCUACCCUUAAUAGCCGCUUGACCCAAGCAUGAUGGCCAGGUGUCAAUUUAGGCUUUAUGCCUUUUGCAACAUACAUUCCUAAAACAGCUAGGUUCAGAGUUAAGUGAGAAAGAAGCAGUGAUGCUCAAUUUCACUUCAACCCGCAGGCUACCUCUUCAACCAACUGUAUUCUCUGCCUGGGAGCUUUCUCACGAACCACGCGAUUGCUCCCAACACUUUUCUGAAUGUCAAGGCAGAAGAACGACCUUGUUUUAACCUUGGCAAUUUUGAAAGACCUGGGGGACUUCAACUCCCAGAAUUCCCCAUUGCUGGCUGGAGAAUUCUGGGCAGUUGAAGUCCAACAAGUCUUCAAAGUUGGACGCCCCUGACUUAAAGCCAGUCCCAAGAAAGGGAGGAUGCGUUUGCGUUGAAUUAAGAUCCUUUCUACUGCAUUCUUUUCUAGAUGCAGGAUUCUGUUUUUCUUUUUUUUAAAAUACCUUUUUUCGGGGUGAAAAAGGACCCGCUGUCUUUAUCUAUUUCUUUUCUGCCAGACUUCUGUUGCCAUCCUUUGCUAUGUGAAGUUAGCUGAGCAGAAUUGGAUUUUGAGUUGGGUUUGGUCCUAGCAAUACUUGAUUCUGGAAUUUAGGAGGAGAGAAACUUCUCUUCCUCUUGUCAUUUUAAAACAAGCCAACUAUGCAGGAGAGGUAGCUGGACCUACAACCGGAGAUGGACCCCUUAUCCAUGUUCCUUUCUCCCUUGCAGGGAUAUUAAAAAUGGACUUUUGCGCUUUCAAACAGCUUUAAUUGGACGAUACGUGUGUUUCCUUUGAAUGUAGCUUUUUGUCUGAUCUUUAAACAUUUUUGGUUGCGAGUGUGGAAUCUCUUAUUUCCCUUUUUAAAACUAUUGAUGUUAUUAUUAUUCCUACGGAAAAAGCACAGUGGUUUCUCAACCUUUGCCCCUUUGUGGGUGACCUAAUGUAAUUUAUUGUCUUUGUUUCUGAUUUUAAAAUACAAACACUAAGCUUUAAGAUUCUAGCUUCCUUGGUGGGAAGAUAACGCUGUAAAAGAAAGAUAAAAAUAAAAUGGAUACCAAAUCAAA
Messenger RNA from Ahaetulla prasina, 8332 nucleotides. It is a transcript of the gene CNNM4, whose product is annotated as cyclin and CBS domain divalent metal cation transport mediator 4. Bases 65 to 2500 code for a protein of 811 amino acids. NCBI's taxonomy places the organism in Eukaryota, Metazoa, Chordata, Lepidosauria, Squamata, Colubridae. The transcript is spliced from 8 exons. The record is from RefSeq and is a predicted model, not a curated record. Gene Ontology annotation, molecular function: sodium ion transmembrane transporter activity; magnesium ion transmembrane transporter activity. Gene Ontology annotation, cellular component: plasma membrane. Gene Ontology annotation, biological process: magnesium ion transport; magnesium ion homeostasis.